GGACGGGGUAGGCUGGACAGUGCGCUCCGGAGUACAUUAUAUUAUUGUGGUUAGCAAUAAUUCCUUAGACCUCAGGAUAACAGUACCCGCUUGUUUGCUGACGAAUCCUUUCAGUUUCCAGGCCGUGCAAAUGGACCAGGUCAAAUCAUCAACCACCUAAAUGUCAGACAGGUACACUACCAGUGCUCGGUACAAAGAUGAUAUGGAGAAUUCCCCACUCAUCUCAGCCCAUUAAUCGUACUACGACGAAUCGAGCUUGAGCUAAGACUGCUGGCAAUCAAGAUGGACCAGGGUAUGGGCAUUUAUUUCAUCGAAAGAGCCUAGUCCUUUCCCCUCUUUAUUAUUAUUCAAAACGGUUGUCGAUGCUCUGCGAAUUGCUCGCCAAAAACGCAGUUACCCCCCCUCCCCCCCUGAACAAUGGCGCUGAUCGCCGGGUUCCUGAAAGAUGUCUAUGUCUGGUCGGGGAUCCUGGCGGCGUUGAUCAUUGUGGUGGUGACCAGCCUUUUUAGCGAAGUAGCAGAUGAGUUCUUCUAUAAGGGGGUUCCCAUAGUGGGGAAGGAGAAUGGCGAAGUCACGAACAAGAAGGCGAAGAUGCGCUUUUUGAUGUCUGCCAGGAGUUUGAUCAAGCAGGGAUUCGAUCAGGGCUAUUCCAGGUUUCAAAUCAUGGCUACUUUCCGACCUGUCAUCGUGCUGCAUCCUAAGUACAUGGAGGAACUCAAAAGCCAUCCCGAUCUGAGUUUCGAGGAGGCGAUGAACAAGGCGUUCUUCGGAGGAAAGUACCCAGGCUUUGAUGUUUUCGCGCCCAUUGACCAUGAAAAUAUCUUGUUGGACGUGGUGAGGGGCAACCUCACGCAAGCCCUGAACUCUCUUGCGAUCCCCCUUUCGAAGGAGACCGCUGCAUCGUUGGAGGGCACUUUCCCUCCUUCCAAAGAAUGGAAGCAAUAUAUUUUUGCCCAGCAAGUUCCCCUCUUGGUUGCUCGUAUUUCGUCGCUCGCCUUCCUCGGCACUAGAAUUUGCCGUAACAAGGACUGGCUGAAUGUAUCGGUGAAUUAUACCAUUGACUCGUUUAAUGCUGUGCGUGUUCUUCGGCUGUGGCCACCGUUUUUGCGGCCCAUAGUCCACUGGUUCCUGCCGGAGGUUCAAAAGCUGCGCGACCACCUGCGCGUGGCCCGUCAUAUCGUCCAGGAUGAAGUCGAGCAAAGGAAACUGAUCCGAGAAGGCAAGAUUCCUGAACCCGAACCUCCCAGAACCCAUCCGGAUGUGUUGGACUGGUUCCGGGAGACAGCAGCUGGCAGGCCGUUUGACUAUGCCUUGGGCCAGGUUGCGCUUUCGCUUGCUGCGAUCCACACCACAUCAUAUCUUCUUACGAGUGUCAUGUAUGAUCUAACGGCAAACCCCGAAUUCAUCGACGCACUGAGGGAGGAGAUUCGGAAGGUACUGCAAGAGGAUGGCGGGAUACAGAAGUCGAGCCUCAGUAAGAUGAAGCUCCUGGACAGUGUUUUAAAGGAGACGCUGCGACUGAACCCGACCGGCAUGACUGUCUUGCACCGUGUCGCAACCCGAAAUAUUACCCUCUCUGAUGGAGCCGUCCUUCCCAAGGGAGCGACAGUCGUCGUUUCCGGCCACUCUAUGCGCGAUGCGGCGAUCUACGAGGACCCAGAGACGUGGGACGGGUACCGAUUCCUCAGACUGCGCGAGCAACCGGGGAGCGAGCACCGGUAUCAGCUCGUGACGACCAGCAACCAGGACUUGGGGUUCGGCUGCGGCACGCACGUCUGUGCCGGGCGGUUCUUUGCCGCCAACGAGAUUAAGAUCAUUCUGAUCCACCUGCUGCUCAAAUACGACUGGAAGUUUGAAAAGGAGGACCAGGACCGACCACCGUCGAUCGAUAUCGGGACAGAGAUGAUGGCCAACCCGAUGGUUUCGAUGCUUUUCAAAUCCCGGGAGCCAGGAAUCGACUUGGCCAGUCUUGGGCUUUAGCUUCUGCUUCUUCUUCUUCUUCUCCUUCUUCUUCUCUUUUCUUCUUCAUCCUUUCUUCAUCUGUCCUGCUUCCUGCUUCCCUCUUCAUUUCUUUCCCUUUUCCUUUUUCCUGUCUCAUUUCACUGAGCUUCCACGCACUUUCCGGGCAUACAUUUGGCAUUUAAAUUGCUAUAUACCUACUGUUCGAGGCUAGCAGGUAUACAUAUUCUAAUACUGGAGGCAUAUUACACACAUUUGGCGAGUCCACUUUUACCAUGUACUACUUGGAAUGGCUCUAUCGAUCUACGAAUCAUCUACGCAUCUUUUUCUGCAGAAGGAUAUGCCCUUGGAAUCUAGAAUAGUUGAAUUAGGUAGGCAUACGCAUUCGAUUCAGCCGUCGAAUUGAUAGUACAAAAUAGGAACCCUCUUGUAGCGUGUAGAUAGAGAAUUAAAGAGCGAUG
Penicilliopsis zonata CBS 506.65 is the source of this 2420-nucleotide messenger RNA. RefSeq lists its product as hypothetical. Gene Ontology annotation, molecular function: iron ion binding; oxidoreductase activity, acting on paired donors, with incorporation or reduction of molecular oxygen; heme binding. The record is from RefSeq and is a predicted model, not a curated record. The coding region runs from base 418 to 1980 and encodes 520 amino acids. NCBI's taxonomy places the organism in Eukaryota, Fungi, Ascomycota, Eurotiomycetes, Eurotiales, Aspergillaceae. The transcript has 5 exons.